Molecule: messenger RNA, 806 nt
Organism: Spizellomyces punctatus DAOM BR117
Lineage: Eukaryota; Fungi; Chytridiomycota; Chytridiomycetes; Spizellomycetales; Spizellomycetaceae
Exons: 6
Coding region: 98-580 (160 amino acids)
Biological process (GO): translation
Cellular component (GO): ribosome; cytosolic large ribosomal subunit
Molecular function (GO): structural constituent of ribosome
Source: RefSeq, a predicted model, not a curated record
CGACCGACGAGCUCCAUUUGCAAAUCUCAAUAACCGAGGCUUUUUCUUGGUUCGAGACGCUUCCCCUAGACUGUCUUGUGAUAAGCAGUGAUCGACAAUGCCCCACUCAUUCGGUCUUAGGGCGCGCACUAGGCACCUCUUUUCACGGGACUUCCGUGCAAAGGGUCCAGUGAAGCUCUCCACUUACUUGAAGACCUACAAGGUUGGCGACAUUGUGGAUAUCAAGGCGAACGGUGCGAUUCACAAGGGCAUGCCCCACAAAUUCUACCACGGCAAAACCGGUAUCAUCUACAAUGUCACAAAGAGCUCCGUCGGUAUCAUCAUUCACAAGCAGGUCGGCAACCGGUACAUUGAAAAGCGUGUCAACAUCCGCGUAGAGCACAUCAAGCACUCCAACUGCCGGUUGGAUUUCUUGCGCCGCGUGAAGGCUAAUGCCGCUGCCAAGAAGGAAGCAAAGGAGAAGGGUGUGUCAUUCAACCUCAAGCGUCAACCUGUUGGCCCUACCAAGGCCCACCAUGUUUCGACCAAGAACAACCGCCCGACGACUAUCAGCCCUGUGCCAUACGAAGCUCUUGUGUAAACCUUUUUCAUCUGGCAAUAUAUCGGACCUUGUAUCUACUAUUUUGUAUUGGAACGUUGUUCUGCUGUUUCAACUUGGCCCAUCAUCAUAUGUUUGCAUGACCAGGACUAGGACUGAUGAACAAAGGGUGAAAGAGUGCUUGCCAACAUUAUAAUGACACACAGCGAGUGCUUUUGCCUGCACCUUCUCAAAAGAUUGCUGGUUUGAUAAGCCCGUUACUUGCAUC